Molecule: messenger RNA, 1241 nt
Organism: Histoplasma capsulatum G186AR
Lineage: Eukaryota; Fungi; Ascomycota; Eurotiomycetes; Onygenales; Ajellomycetaceae
Exons: 2
Coding region: 128-1063 (311 amino acids)
Biological process (GO): phospholipid biosynthetic process; lipid storage; lipid droplet organization
Cellular component (GO): endoplasmic reticulum membrane
Source: RefSeq, a predicted model, not a curated record
GAAAAGCGCGCGGUGGAUUGUGGGCCGUGGCACGACAGACGAUUCUCAUUAACAUGCGCCAUUCAUCUGAUCUACGCCAUUUCCUCUCCUCGGAAUACAUCUGAUUUGGUGGUAUCAUCAAACAAUCAUGUCGUCUACACAUGCUGUACGUCUAAAUGGGUCUGCAAGAAAAUCAUCCUCCGCCGGGCCCACAUCAUCGCGACCGUUAUUGCCGCCUCCGCCUCCCUUAUCACUCGCUCUUUAUCCGCUGACUCUUCUAUUGGGCUCUUUGUUCUCGUUAAUCUCUCCAACCGCAAGACCCCCUGCCAACACAUCCUCAUCACCGGGCGUCACGCCAAAUUCGGAUACAAGCCCCGUCAAUUACUUCGCGCGCAAGGGGAAUAUCUUCAAUGUAUAUUUCGUUAAGGUUGGCUGGCUUUGGACUACGCUGGCCUUCUUAUCUCUGCUCUUAACGCAACCUGCAUUUAACAACAGACUUUUACCUCCUGCUGCUCGACUGAAAAGGGUUGGACGAGCCAUCUGUCGCUAUAUUCUUGUGACAAUAGCCUGGUUACUGACAACGCAAUGGUUUUUCGGCCCCGGCAUCAUCGACCGUAGUUUCAUUGCUACUGGCGGUAAAUGCGAAUCGUCUAUCGAACCAGGAUCGGGGGGGUCAAUAUCUGAGUUAGCGGUGAUAUUGACAGCUACAGCUUGCAAAGCAUCUGGAGGCGCUUGGACGGGUGGGCAUGAUGUGAGCGGACACGUAUUCAUGCUUGUUCUUACAAGUGCUUUCUUGCUCCUUGAAUUGCAAGGAGCCUCGUCAGUGGAAAGCGAAAUGGAAGAACCAAAGGAUAGGAAUCAAUAUUUUGUGCAAAUGAAAUUAGUUGAGAAAUGGAGCCGAAAUUUUACAUUGGCUGUUGGCGGCUUGAGCUGGUGGAUGCUGCUCAUGACAGCAAUAUGGUUUCAUACUUGGUUAGAGAAAGUGACGGGCCUGACACUCGCGCUUGGGGCAGUGUACACCAUAUAUUUCCUUCCCCGAACACUUACCCCUUGGAGGAACAUUGUUGGUAUACCGGGUGGAUAAGAAGCAAGAUGCUAGUGGGAGGAUAAUUGGUUGAUAUGUAUAGAUAACAUCGUUUUGAUUUUGUGGGGUUCAUAGACAUUGCUACAUAUUGCCAUUUGCAAGAGCCAAAGAUCCCUUUGGUAUUCACGUCGUCGCUAUUGAAAUAGCUAUAGGUUUUAUCAAAGUACUUUUAUCAGAG